Molecule: messenger RNA, 1875 nt
Organism: Trichoderma virens Gv29-8
Lineage: Eukaryota; Fungi; Ascomycota; Sordariomycetes; Hypocreales; Hypocreaceae
Product: putative phospholipase C
Exons: 3
Coding region: 1-1875 (624 amino acids)
Molecular function (GO): hydrolase activity, acting on ester bonds
Source: RefSeq, a predicted model, not a curated record
AUGCCUCUCCUCAGGAUCAUAGGGCCCGCGUCGGCGACCCUGCUUAGCAUCAUUGGCCUUGCUCAAGCUGGGAGCUUGAAGGAUAUUGAUCAUGUCGUCCUCUUCAUGCAGGAGAACCGUGCCUUUGACCACUAUUUCGGCACCAUGUCGGGCGUGCGAGGCUUUGGAGAUGCGAAUCUGCAGAUGAACGACGGCGUCCCGGUCUGGAAACAGUUGACAAACUCGCACUUGACCACGAAGACUGACUAUGUGACGCCCUUCUACAUCAACUACCUCGGCGGCAACUGGUCAGAAGCAACCCAAUGUAUGGUUUCUGGGAGCAACAGUUGGCAGGAGAAUCAUGCUGCAUGGAACAAUGGCAGCAAUGAUCAUUGGGCCGUGGGCAAUAGUCCUUACAGCAUUGGAUUCUACAAGCGCCAGGAUAUUCCUAUUCAGUUCUCCUUGGCGGAUAACUUUGUGGUUGGGGACAUGUAUCAGGAGGGUGUUGUUGCUGCUACCAACCCAAACAGAGUGACAUGGCUCUCGGGCAGUGUCAACGCUCCUGGUGGCCCUCAGAGCCCAGACCAGGGUGGCAACCCUUAUAUCGACAACAACAUCACCCCAGGCUGUGAAACUGGCGGCUUCAACUGCUAUCCUCUCAAAUGGAAGACUGUUGGCGAGUACUACGAAGAUGCCGGUGUCACUUGGCAGGUCUUCCAAGACGAGGACAAUUUCGACGACAACUCAUAUGCCAGGUUUCAGCAAUUCCAGGAUGCCAAACCAGGAUCCAGCCUCUACAACAGAGGCAUAAAGGGCCUCUCACUCGAUACCUUUUACGCACAGGCUGCCAACGGAACUCUGCCCGAGGUUUCAUACAUCGUCGGCCCCACGGAACUCUCAGAACAUCCCCCUUAUUCUCCUCACGAUGGCGCUUGGCUGCAGUACCAGGUCGCUCAGGCUGUUCUCAACUCGCCCAAGUACCACAAAACAGUCCUCAUGGUCUCCUACGACGAGACCGGCGGCUGGUUCGACCACGUCAACCCUUACCACUCCCCCCAGGGCACCGCUGGAGAAUGGAUCCAAGACCCGUACGGAGAAGUCGGCUACACUUUUCUCGGCCCGGGCUUCAGACUGCCCUUUUACAUCAUCUCGCCCUGGACUCGCAACGGCGGCGUCUUCACCGCUCACAGCGACCACAACUCGCAGAUCCUCUUCGUCGAGAAGUGGCAGGCCGCAAAGGGCCGCAACGUCACGACGGACGAAAUGGUCUCGUGGCGCCGCAACCACAUGUCCGACCUCACCGACGCCUUUGACUUUGACCAUCCCGAUUACUCCGUGCCGCAGAUCCCUACGCCGCAGACGCCUCACACCGAUUCCAACGGCGUCUACGAUGGCUCGUCGUACUGCCAGUCGCUGUACUCUCAAGUGCAGCCACCGGUUCCGUAUACCGGCAACGGCGUGAUAUCCGACAUGCCCAGCCAGGUCGAAAAGGGGUUCAAGGCCAUGCGCGGAAUGCUCACCGAGGGCCGCCACAUUGUCCUCGAAGCAAACGGCUUUGCCCUCGCGCAAAAGACGACAUCCACCGUCCUCAGCAGAGCCACCGCGCGUCACAACACGCCCUCGCAGCGCUGGAUUGCUCACGCAGUGACGAUUGGAGGUGCGGAUUUCACGCUUUCUGACGAUGCUGGCAGCAACUACAUUUGCAAGUCUGCACAGCUUUGCAAGAAUGCCCGGAAUGCGGUUGUCUUUACUGUAAGCUAUAAGAGCGGAAGAGGAUAUGCGUUCCAGGUCAAGGGCACGCAGAAUUAUCUGUCAAUUGGCGGGCGUGGAACGUCCAGCUAUGUUUCUUUGACCGGAGGACUGGGAUAUUGGCAGGGCUAUAGCGUGAGCUACUAA